UAGACUUUUACUUUGUUGUCAAAUUUUCAGUGUUUAAUACUCCAGUUUUCAGACAAUGUCCGCUUAUAGGUUGAGUUGUAUCGGGAACGCGGAAUGGGGUCCCCGGACCUCCAAUCGUUCCAGAUCACUAUUCAACUCGGAGGCCGUCGAGCGCGAUAAGUGGACCCAAUUCUUUUUUAACCUGCCCAAGGCGCCUCUCGAAUUGCAGCUGGCCAAAGCCCGAGCGGAUCGGGAGCUCGAGCUGGUCAGGAGCAAGCAGAAGGCUGCUUUGGAACGAACCGAAUCCUCACCAAGAAGUAAGUGCCGUCCACUCACUGCUCUGCACAACUCGCCGCGUACCACGAAUCGAGUGAAGGUGGUCAUGGAGACUCGCAUGCGGCCAGCGAUCGUCAAAGAGUCAAAGUCGGAGUACAAUCUGUGUCCCAGUUGUGGACUUGUCAAGGAUUCGUUGCUCAAUCACCAGCACGCCGAGCAGCGUCUGAAGAAGCUACUGGCACAACAUCCCAGUUUGCUGCCAAAACGACAGCAUAGAAGAUCAUCAAAUGUUUUGCGUAUGCUAUAACUAGAUAA
Drosophila sechellia is the source of this 570-nucleotide messenger RNA. RefSeq lists its product as uncharacterized. The transcript has a single exon. Lineage: Eukaryota; Metazoa; Arthropoda; Insecta; Diptera; Drosophilidae. The coding region runs from base 56 to 562 and encodes 168 amino acids. The record is from RefSeq and is a predicted model, not a curated record.